This is a messenger RNA of Priceomyces carsonii, 378 nucleotides long. RefSeq lists its product as uncharacterized. The transcript has a single exon. The record is from RefSeq and is a predicted model, not a curated record. The coding region runs from base 1 to 378 and encodes 125 amino acids. NCBI's taxonomy places the organism in Eukaryota, Fungi, Ascomycota, Pichiomycetes, Serinales, Debaryomycetaceae.
AUGGAUGAGCCAGUAUCUAGAUUAAAACACCCGUUACGAAAUAUUGAUAAUAACGGAGCAUACAAGCUCAAUCCUGAUGAAAUAGAUCCGAAAUAUUACGCACCAACACCUGAUGAACAUUUAACAAGGACUUUGAGAUUACAAAAUGGAAACGCAAAUAGAAAUGACUUGUCAAUCGACUUAAGAACUCGCGAGACUGGUUAUUUAGGUGAUGGAAAAUUUUCGCCUACAAUUUUUGAUAAGCUUGGACACAACGAUGAGAAUCAAAGGCCCAAACCAAACGUUCCUCCCAAAAUACCGAAGGGCUUGACAGCAGCUGAAUACUAUAUUUUGGAAAAGGAAAGAUACUUGAAUGACUUGAAAGGUCAGAGACUAUGA